AUGGCGUCAUCAUCAUCCACCACCCACCCCCCGGUGCUCAAGCAGCCCGUCAAGCUCGCAUGCGUGCAACUGGCCUCGGGCUCCGACAAAGCCGCCAACCUAGCCCACGCCGCCGUCAAAGUGCGCGAGGCCGCCCAGACCGGCGCCAAGAUCGUGGUCCUCCCAGAGUGCUUCAACUCGCCCUACGGCUGCGACUACUUCCCCUCCUACGCCGAGACACUGCUCCCCUCACCACCCACGCCCGCCCAAUCCCCCUCCUACCACGCCCUCUCCACUAUGGCGCGCGAAAACGCCAUCUACCUCAUCGGCGGCUCCAUCCCCGAGCUGGCCACCUCCGCCUCCGAACCCUCCCAAAACACCUACUACAACACCUCCCUGACCUUCUCCCCGUCGGGCGCCCUCCUCGCCACGCACCGCAAGAUCCACCUCUUCGACAUCGACAUCCCCGGGGGGGAUCACCUUCCGCGAAUCCGACGUGCUCUCCCCCGGCAACCAGCUGACCAUGGUCGACCUGCCCGACUGGCCACCAUCGCCGCGCGCCGCGGCUGCUUCGCCCUGGUCUACCCGGGCGCCUUCAACCUGACGACGGGCCCGCUGCACUGGGAGCUGCUGGCGCGGGCACGCGCGGUCGAUAAUCAGCUCUUGGUGGCGGAUCCGAUGGCGAAGGUGUUGGCGGAGGCGGGGGAGGGGGAGGGGAUUGUGGUGGUGGAGUUGGAUGGGGAGAGGAUUGAGCUGGCGAGGAGGGGGAUUCCGUUGAGGGAUCAGCGCCGGUUUGAUGUGUAUCCUGAUGUUAGUCGGGUGCAGUGA
Molecule: messenger RNA, 807 nt
Organism: Chaetomium globosum CBS 148.51
Lineage: Eukaryota; Fungi; Ascomycota; Sordariomycetes; Sordariales; Chaetomiaceae
Exons: 3
Coding region: 1-807 (268 amino acids)
Biological process (GO): oxaloacetate metabolic process; L-glutamine metabolic process
Cellular component (GO): mitochondrion
Molecular function (GO): omega-amidase activity
Source: RefSeq, a predicted model, not a curated record